Molecule: messenger RNA, 3951 nt
Organism: Electrophorus electricus (electric eel)
Lineage: Eukaryota; Metazoa; Chordata; Actinopteri; Gymnotiformes; Gymnotidae
Gene: tmem63bb
Product: transmembrane protein 63Bb
Cellular component (GO): plasma membrane
Molecular function (GO): calcium-activated cation channel activity; nucleic acid binding
Source: RefSeq, a predicted model, not a curated record
CAGCUGAAUAUAUUAAGCUUUCAAUAGCCGGUAUUUAUAUUCCUAGCGCGUUGUUGUGUAUGUAGCCAUAGCGUUCUUACCUCUCGUUGGAAACAACUGCUACAUCGUCUAUUUUGACUAUCCAUUUAAUCUCAGCUGUUCUGAAAAGCGAUACCAAUGUCUUAAGCACAGUGAGAUAAGGGAGAGAGUGCGCUUUUUCUGACGGGGAUGGUGAGAAGGCUUCAAGACCUCAUCACUACCUCCGUGGAUUUGUGAGGGAUUUAUUUCGUUGGGAUAUAGUCACUGGAGCAAAGGAAUAAUCCAUCGGAAAAUCCAGUUGAAUUGUCAGCUUCUUCAACAGGAUGCAGCAGUGAGCAGGCGGGCUAUCGCUCGUGACAAUGGGGAUACUGGUGGCGUCGGCCUGUGCGGGCCAGGCCAACUGCUACAGCAACUCCUCCAAAGACUACUGCUACUCUGCACGUAUCCGGAGUACCGUGCUCCAGGGCCUGCCCUUCGGGGGCGUGCCCACUGUCCUCGCCCUUGACUUCAUGUGCUUCCUGGUUCUGCUCUUUGUCUUCUCCAUCCUGAGGAAGGUGGCAUGGGAUUACGGCCGGCUUGCCCUGGUGACCGACGCUGACAGACAGAAGAAGCGAUUCGCAAACGGCCUGGAGGAGCGGGAAUACGUGGCUUCAGCAUUACAUUCAGAAACGCCAGAUCGAUACGAGCGCCUCACAUCUGUCUCCAGCUCCGUGGAUUUCGAACAGCGAGACAACGGUUUCUGUUCCUGGCUGACUGCCAUAUUCCGAAUAAAAGAUGAGGAGAUCCGUGAGAAGUGUGGUGAAGAUGCCGUGCAUUAUCUCUCUUUCCAGCGGCAUAUCAUUGGCCUGCUUGUGGUGGUGGGCGUGUUGUCUGUGGGCAUCGUACUGCCGGUCAACUUCUCCGGAAACCUGCUGGAAAACAACGCCUACAGCUUUGGGCGGACAACAAUAGCAAACCUGAAUUCGGGGAAUAAUUUGUUGUGGCUGCACACGUCGUUUGCGUUCAUGUACCUGCUCCUCACCGUCUACAGCAUGAGACGCCACACCUCCAAGAUGCACUACAAGGAGGACGACCUGGUGAAACGCACAUUGUUUAUAAAUGGCAUCUCGAAAUAUGCAGAGGAGAUCCAAAUAAAGCAGCAUUUUGAACAGGCCUACGAGAACUGCAUCGUCCUGGAGGCACGCAUCUGCUACAACGUAGCCAAGCUCAUGGCCCUCAACGCCGAGAGGAAGAAGACGGAGCGCAGCAAGAAGUUCUUCACCGACUUGAUGGCGAAGGAGCACAUGCCCACCAUGAUCAACCCCAAGCCGUGUGGCCACCUGUGCUGCUGUGCCAUCACAGGGUGUGAGGAGGAGGAGGCGGUGAGCUACUACACCAAGCUGGAAGCCAAACUGAAGGAGGAGUACAGGAAGGAGAAAGAGAAGGUCAACACCAAGCCACUGGGCAUGGCAUUCGUCACCUUCCAGAACGAGGCCAUGACUGCUGUAAUCCUGAAAGACUUUAACGCGUGUCAGUGUCAGGGCUGCAAGUGCCGUCAGGAGCCGCGAUCCUCUCAGUUCAGCGAGAGUCUCCACAUCAACAGCUGGAGUGUGACCUAUGCCCCCGACCCCCAGAAUGUGCGCUGGGAGCAUUUAUCUCUGGGAGGUGUUUCCUGGUGGAUUCGCUGUUUUGUCAUCAACUGCAUCCUCUUCAUCCUGCUCUUCUUCCUCACUACCCCCGCCAUCAUCAUUUCUACUAUGGACAAGUUUAACGUCACCAAGCCAGUGGAAUACCUCAAUAAUCCCAUCAUCACCCAGUUCUUCCCCACUCUUCUGCUGUGGGCCUUCUCUGCUCUUCUGCCAACCAUUGUCUACUACUCUGCUUUCUUCGAGGCUCACUGGACCAGGUCAGGAGAAAACAGGACCACAAUGCACAAAUGCUACACAUUUCUCAUCUUCAUGGUCCUUCUGCUGCCAUCACUUGGGCUCAGCAGUCUGGAUGUGUUCUUCCGCUGGCUGUUUGACACACAGUUCCUGGCUUUUGCCACUGUCAGAUUUGAGUGUGUGUUCCUGCCUGAUAACGGAGCAUUUUUUGUGAACUACGUCAUAGCGUCGGCGUUCAUCGGGAACGCCAUGGAUCUACUGCGGAUUCCAGGCCUUCUCAUGUACAUGAUCCGUCUGUGCCUUGCUCGCUCUGCUGCUGAGAGACGCAAUGUCAAACGGCACCAGGCCUAUGAGUUCCAGUUCGGUGCUGCCUACGCCUGGAUGAUGUGCGUCUUCACUGUUGUUAUGACAUACAGCAUCACAUGCCCGAUCAUCGUGCCCUUCGGCCUGAUGUACAUGCUCCUGAAGCACCUGGUAGAUCGGUACAAUAUGUACUACGCAUACCUGCCCUCCAAACUGGACAAGAAGAUCCACUCCGGAGCUGUCAAUCAAGUGGUGGCCGCGCCCAUCCUCUGCCUCUCCUGGCUGCUGUUCUUCUCCACUGUACGCACAGGAUUCCUGACCCCGACGUCCAUGUUCACCUUCGUCGUGCUCAUAAUCACCAUCGUGGUGUGCCUGUCGCACGUCUGCUUCGGGCACUUCAAGUACCUCAGCGCUCACAACUACAAGAUUGACAGCAAGGACGAGGUGGACAGUGUGGAGAAUGGGAGGCCGGCUCGCUCCUCCCCUUCUGGCAAGUCGCAGCAGCAGAUGUACAUCGCCCAGGUCCUGCAGGACCCGAACUCCGACGAGGUGGGAGGAGCCAGCGGAGAGGAUGAUGGCCAGGGGUCCUCGCAGGACGAGGAGAUGAUCAAUGGAGGCAACAGCCUCAACGAGGCUGACUUCCAGUCUGGGGAGGACAGCCUGAUCGCCAACGAAGUUCACCAAUAACAGCACAGAGAGAGAGAGAGGGAGGAGGGGUUAGAGGAGGACGAGAGGGUCGCGUAGGACUUUUCUAUCCCACCACUGAGCCGUCGCCUUCCGGAGCUUUCUGCACCUUCGUGUGAACCAUGUCAUCUCUCUCAUGAGCCUCGUGAGCAGACGAAGCAGGUUGGUUGAUGAGGAGCAUUACUGCUUUAUGUAGAGUGUUUUUGUUCAGCGUAAACAGAACUUUAGCAACGUCUCCUGCCAAAAAGAUCACGGCACCGUGACCAAGCACAAAACGCACAUGUAAAAAAAAAAAAAAAUCUGCACACAUACAUGCACACUCACAAACGUGCAUCCUUACAGACUUACGUUGUGGAGACGUUGAUACACACACAGGUACAUGGUAGACAGAUUAAUACCCAUUCACACACACACAUUCACUGUUGUCGUCGUGCUACAGACUGGAUCUGUGCAGACAGAAAAUGACAACGAUGAUAGAUGUUUGCUUGUGGGUGUGCGUAGGUACGUGCGUGUGUGUGCGUGUGUUUUUUUCCUUUAAAAUUUUUGUUUUCCCAAACACUUUUUGUGGAAGCGGCGGCAUGCAAGGCACACUACGAUAGUUCUACAGCACUCCUUACAAUGGCACCGCAUAGGCGAAGGCUUUCACACUUUUCCACACCUGGGAACAGACUGCUUAGAACAGACCACUGCUGUCUGCCAGGCCCAGAAUCCUCCGGAGGUGAACAGCGUGAACGGAAUUGUGGGAACGUCAGGCUCCCAAAGCAUCCGCCGACCUUCCAUCUAUCUCCAGGACACUCUCCACUUUUCUCUGGCUUUGUUCGGGGCCUCUCCCCUAUGUGCUGACCCUUCACCCGUAGCGUGAGCUGCUGCAGAACUGACUUCCUUUGCUUGCUCCCGCUGUCUCUCUUUGCCCGAGUGAACAGAUUUAAUAUUUCACCCGGCUUUCCACAAGCACACAGGCUUGUAGACCCUGCCCCUGUUGCGGAAAUGCCCAGGCAAGGUGAUUCUCAUGGAAGUUCCUGUGGAAGUCUCAUGUGCUUGAUCAAACAUGCUCUUGAGGUUAAGCCAAAAUAUGUGGAGUCAU